GGGCCGGCGCGCGCGGGAAGUGCUUGCGGGGCCGCUGGCCCCCUCAGCCGCUGCGAGCCAUGGCCUUUUCGGUGCCGGGCUACUCUCCCGGCUUCAAAAAGCCGCCCGAGAUACUGCGGCUCCGACGGAAAAGGGCCCGGAGCCGUGAGGCCGCCGUCCCCCCGCCUUUUGAGCUGCUCGAGCCGACGCCUCGCCAAGCCGCCCUGGCGGCCGGGCUGCCCCUUCGCCCCUUCCCGGCCGCAGCGGGCAGAGGCGGUGGCGGCCCAGCCGCGGCCGGGAGGAACCCUUUCGCUCGCCUGGACAACCGGCCGCAGGUCGCCGCGGAGCUUCCCGACGGGCCUUCCCGCGGCCGGCAGGAGGCGCCGGGCCCGAUUUUAGAUACGAAUCAAGAAAAUGACUUGCUGUGGGAAGAGAAGUUUCCUGAAAGAACAAGUGUUAUUGAAUUACCCCAGACUCCACACAUAUCAUUCUCCGAAUCUGAUAUUCCAUUCUCAGAAAGUACCAAGUUACCUGUGGACUGGAGUAUUAAAACUCGACUCCUUUUCACCUCUUCUCAACCCUUCACCUGGGCAGAUCAUUUGAAAGCACAAGAAGAGGCUCAAGGUCUUGUCCAGCACUGUAGGGCAACAGAAGUUACUUUGCCUGAAAGCAUACAGGAUCCCAAACUCUCCACUGAGCUUCGUUGUGCCUUCCAGCAAAGCCUUGUCUAUUGGCUCCACCCUGCCUUGUCUUGGCUACCACUGUUCCCUCGUAUUGGAGCUGAUAGAAAAAUGGCUGGAAAGACAAGCCCUUGGUCAAAUGAUGAAACAUUGCAACACAUUUUAAUUAGUGACUGGUCUUUGAGCUUUACUUCUCUAUAUAAUUUGCUUAAGACAAAACUUUGCCCCUAUUUCUACGUUUGCACCUACCAGUUUACUGUCCUGUUCCGGGCAGCAGGAUUAGCAGGAAAUGAUGUAAUCACAGCUCUUAUAUCUCCUACAACUCGAGGUUUAAGAGAAGCUAUGAAAAAUGAAGGUAUUGAAUUUUCUCUGCCUUUAAUAAAAGAAAAUGGCCAUAAGGAGAGAGCAUCUGGAACAAACUUGGGAUAUGGGGAGGAACAAGCAAUCAGUGAUGAAGAUGAAGAGGAAAGUUUUUCCUGGCUAGAAGAGAUGGGUGUGCAAGAUAAAAUUAAAAAGCCAGACGUACUCUCAAUCAAGCUGCGUAAAGAGAAACAUGAAGUGCAAAUGGAUCACAGACCUGAGUCUGUUGUGUUGGUAAAGGGAAUCAACACCUUUACAUUGCUCAAUUUUUUGAUCAACUGUAAGAGUUUAGUUGCUACCUCAGGUCCACAGGCAGGACUUCCACCAACCCUCCUAUCUCCUGUAGCUUUCCGAGGUGCCACAAUGCAAAUGCUUAAGGCACGAAGUGUAAAUGUGAAGACACAAGCCCUUUCUGGAUACAAAGAUCAAUUUAGUUUGGAGAUUACAGGUCCUAUCAUGCCUCAUUCUCUACAUUCUGUGACCAUGCUACUCAAAUCUUCACAGAGUGGGUCUUUCUCUGCCGUACUAUAUCCACAUGAGCCAACUGCUGUCUUUAAUAUCUGCCUGCCAACAGACAAAGUACUUGAUAAGGAGGUUGUUCAUAAGGAGCUUGCUAACUGUGGUUUGCACCCUAAGACUUUGAAUCAGCUUAGUCAAUUACCGUUACUGGGGAAAUCAUCUUUACGGAAUGUGGAAAUGAGAGACUACAUUUAUAAUUGGAGAUCCUGAACACCAAAGUAAGCUUAAAAGGAAUCUUUGAGGAAAAAGCCUCCUAGCAAGGAAAUUCAAGAUUCUUGAUUGAAGUUAAAGGAAUAUACUUUAAAAUGCUAAAAUGUUUAUAAACAUUAAGUUUUUAUAUUAACUUUUAUUGCAUGCACUGAGCAGUAGCAUUAAGGUUUUAAGUCAACAUUUUCUUUUACUAUUUUCAGAUGUGAAGAUAAACUUUUAAAAAACCUCAACUCAAAUGAGAAACCUAUAUAUAUCCCUACAAGCUUAUUGUAAGCUGAACAGAAAACUGAAUUAAUGUGUUUCCUUGCAAAUGGGAAAUUAAGACCAAAGCUGUAGCACUGUGAUUAAUGGCAUCAGGGCAAAAAUGUUAACAUAUACCUAAGACUAAUUCGUAGGCUGUUUUAUAACAAUAGAAUGUGUAAAUGUAGGUAAUUAUCUAGUGAGUUGAUUUGUUGAUGCUUCUACAGAACUCAGCAUCUUUCCUACUGAUUUAGAAUUCCUUUAUUCUCAAGUAUACUAAAAAAAUUUUUAGUGCAUGUUAGUUCAGAUAAAAGGAUAUUUUGUAUUGCACAUAGAAUAGUGUUAAGGGUUGUGAAGCAUAUGCUCAGCUGUCGUGGCAAAGUAGUUUUUAAUGUGACUGUAGAUGCGUGUGUGAGGGGAGUAUGUGUGUGUGUAUGUGUGUAAUUUUUUUAAAUAAAAGUACUUAGAAAUCAAAAGAAUUGGGUAAAGAUAUAACAGUAUUUUAGCAUGUGUUCACUUUAUAAUCCAAAAAAUAAAACACCACAUUUAUUCCA
Molecule: messenger RNA, 2542 nt
Organism: Carlito syrichta (Philippine tarsier)
Lineage: Eukaryota; Metazoa; Chordata; Mammalia; Primates; Tarsiidae
Gene: DONSON
Product: downstream neighbor of SON
Exons: 10
Coding region: 60-1748 (562 amino acids)
Biological process (GO): nuclear DNA replication
Cellular component (GO): nucleus
Source: RefSeq, a predicted model, not a curated record